AGCUAAGCUAAGCUACAAUAAUAAACAAACAAACUAAGUACGAUAGUACUUGACAGAAUUUAAUUUAUGAUCAUGAAGACCGUCAUUAAUCUAUGGGUCAACUUAAUGCUUUCAUUUGCCUUCGUAUCUGCAUGCAUAUUGAAAUGUUCCGCCGCCGGCGACCGUUUCGGCGAUUUCCGGCAAUGCCUGAUCAGAACAAACAAUUCAUUCGCAAGUGGAGUCUACGCCCCGACCAAUUCAUCGUUCUCUUCCAUUCUGCAGUUCCCAAUCGGGAACAUGCGGUUCAACGACACCAGCAUGCCGAAACCCGGCAUCAUCGUCACGCCGUCGGGAGCGGCGGAGAUUCAGGCGGUCGUCGUUUGUGCGAGGAAAGUCAACUUGCACCUCCGUGUGCGGAGCGGCGGCCACGAUUACGAAGGCCUUUCUUAUACGUCGGGGUUCUAUGAUACUCCGUUUGUUCUGGUUGAUGUCUCUCGCAUGAGGAAAGUUUCGGUUGAUGUCGAGAAAAAGACGGCGUGGGUUGAAUCAGGAACCACACUCGGGGAACUCUACUACCACGUGGGUAAUGCAAGUCGCAACCUUGGAUUUCCCGGCGGCGUCUGUCCGACGGUCGGAACAGGGGGACACAUAAGCGGCGGUGGAUACGGGGCGAUGAUGAGAAAAUACGGUCUAGCGGCAGAUCACGUCAUCGACGCCGUAUUAGUCAACGCGAACGGAACCAUUCUUGACCGAGAACUAAUGGGUGAAGAUCUUUUUUGGGCAAUCCGAGGAGGAGGAGGUAACACAUUCGGAAUCAUCGUUUCGUGGAAAGUAAGGUUAGUUUAUGUUCCAAACAAUGUCACAGUCUUAAAAGUGAACAGAGAUUUGGGUCAAAACGCAACAAAACUUGUUCACAAGUGGCAAUACAUAGCUCCCAGAAUGCCUCCAGAGCUGUUCCUUAGAGUCAGUUUUCUGCAAAAAACCAUAGGAAAUGAUUCCAGAAACAGAACAGUGGAAGCCCAUUUUGUGUCCACUUUCUUGGGAGGGGUUGAGAGUUUGAUUUCCAUUAUGGAUAAAAACUUCCCAGAACUGGGAGUGAAGAAGGAAGACUGCAAAGAGAUGAGAUGGGUAGAAUCUGUCCUAGACUUUUAUGACCUCCCAACUGAGACACCAAAACUACUGCUCAAUAGAGUCCACAAUGAGACAACAAGCUACAAAGCAAAAGCAGAUUAUGUGCAGAAGCCAAUUCCAGAGGAAGGCCUUAAAGGGCUAUGGGAAUUGCUCUUAGAAGAUGAAGCCCAGAAUCUGUCAAUGGACUUGAAUCCAUAUGGAGGAAGAAUGGAUGAAAUUUCAGAAUCUGCAUUACCAUUCCCACACAGAGCUGGGAAUUUAUACAACAUCCAAUACUUGGUUUACUGGUCUGGUUCCAAUCACAGCCGCUACAUAGAAUGGUCAAGGAGGGUUGAGGCUUUUCUGACACCCUAUGUUUCAAACUCCCCAAGAGUUGCUUAUGUUAACUGUAGAGAUCUUGAUGUUGGGAUGAACACUAAUGGCAGAAACACAAGCUAUGAAGAAGCUGUGGUUUGGGGGGAAAAGUGUUUCAAAAACAAUUUUGAGAAGUUGGUGCAAGUGAAGACUAAAGUUGAUCCUACCAAUUUUUUCAGGAAUGAACAGAGUGUACCUCCCCUCAAGAAUUAAUACUUGACCUACUUUAAUCUACACCUACAUAGAAAAGAAGAACUUUUUAAUGUGUCCUAAGUUCUUGGAUCAUUGUAAGUUUUUUAGUACCGCGUGACUGUAAUAAAAAAGCUUUUUAAUAUUUUCUAAGUUUUUAAAAUAUAUGUUGUAAAUAUGUAAUGAACUAAAUAAAGGGAGACAUGUUAUUUAGUAUAGAAUUUUUUUUUUGUUGGUGUGAGUUAUCAUGGUCCUACCACAUUGUAGGAAAGUGAAGUUGCCUAGUCCAAGAUUGAAAUUUACUUUUAUAAUUCUCUAUGUUACUCCUCUUGAAAAUUCUAGUACAUUGUCAUAUAAUGUGAGGUUCAUUGAAACUGUAAAUUACGGGAACGGCUAAAAGAACGUCAUUUACUAUGUAGCACUUUUUUUCAAUUUUCGUGUCUGAGAAAAGAACACGUAUUUGAUUUGGUUGAAUUUGUCAUUAUAGUUCGGCAUUCCGUGCAUUAGUGAAGCAUGCAUGUGUCUUGUGUAAAAUAUCAAUUCCAGUAUAUUUAUGCACUUAUAAAUAUUGGGAAAAAUAAUUAAAACACCCCAAACUUUGAAGGG
Cuscuta epithymum is the source of this 2259-nucleotide messenger RNA. The record is from the annotation of a GenBank genome assembly. NCBI's taxonomy places the organism in Eukaryota, Viridiplantae, Streptophyta, Magnoliopsida, Solanales, Convolvulaceae.